UAGAUACGCUUACUCCACUUCCAAACAAGAAACAACAGGGGAAGAAAAUUCGUGGGUGCCCAACUUGGUUCUUGUAAGCAAAGUAAAGAACAGAAUAGUGUUAACCCAGCAUCCAAACAUAGUAUAAUUGAAUUGUUUAGCUUCCUUUUCUUCUUCUUCUUCUUCUGUUGCUAAAUUAGAACUGAAGUGAAUUGAAGUCCCCAAAUAUUCUGUUUGCACAUUUUGGAUGGGUAAUUUGAAGACUGAUUCUCCCCUCUCUCGUCGCAUCGUUCGUUCCUUCUUAGAUUUCCUCAACUCCGUUGAACCUGCCCCAGGGGUUGAUUUUGAAGGCCUUGAAGUUGCCAGGGAAUGUUUGACGGAGGUGUUUAAACUUGACUCAGCUUCUAUAAAUGAUGUGAAAUCUGAUAGUUUAGUUGACAUAUUCAGUUCAUUGGAAGCAAGUGAGGAUAAGAAUAUUAAAUCUGAUCUCAGUCACAGGGGAACUUCUGAUAAUGACCCCUGUUCGUCGUCUGCCUGUGAUGUAAGAAGUGCUAAUUCUGUGGAGGCAGCAAAACUGGGGGAUAACUGGACUAGAGAAACUCAGUCUUCUGGAGUCUCUAAGGAUGAACUCUUUGGGCAAUUCUUUGCUGCACUGGAGAAAAUUCACUUUUUUAGGUCCAUGCCUGAUGGGAAUGAUGAUCCUGCCCAACUGGAUAAAGCCACUUGUUUAUUUGAAGAUGCUUUACAUGAGAUGGAAAGAUCUGGAUGUCAGGCAUUUGACUGUAGAAAUCUGGCUGAGACAUUCAAAUGUCAAGGUAAUAGGGCCAUGCAGUCAAAGCUAUACUCUGAUGCGAUAGAAUUAUAUUCUCUUGCUGUUUCUCUUUGCGAUGAUCAUGCAGUUUAUUAUUGUAAUAGGGCUGCUGCUUAUACUCAAAUUUGCAAGUACAAUGAAGCCAUUAAAGACUGUCUUAAAUCCAUUGAAAUCGAUCAUAAUUACUGCAAGGCGUACAGUCGUCUUGGUUUAGCAUAUUAUGCUCAAGGCAACUAUGCUGAUGCAAUUGAGAAAGGAUUUAAGAAAGCCUUGCGAUUGGAUCCAAACAAUCAAUCUGUUAUAGAAAAUAUUCGGGUAGCUGAGCAGAAAUUGAAAGAUGGGCCGCAGAGGGCAGACUGGGAUCGGAGUGCUAGUUCCAGCCAUAAUAAUCAAGGAUCUAAUAACCAUUCAACUGGAUCAAGAAGUCACGGUGCAUCACCUCCAUUUUCGAUGCCUUUCGAUAUCAGUGCCCUUCCCACCAAUAUUGCGAACAUGUUUAUAAAUAUGGCUGGAAGUGCAUAUCAGGGACAACCAUCUCAAAACCGGCAAGGGGAAGACACGAACGUGAAUGGAUCAGAAGAAGCCGGAAUAAGAAUGGGUGGGGGGAACACCAACUUGAAUUUCGGCGGGCAAAUGAACAUGCCGGAGGAGUUAACUGGAGCCUUCAGAUCUAUGAUGGGCAUGUUCUCAGGGACAUCACCCCAUGGAAACAACACUCCGGACACAAAUGGAAGAUCAGCUUCCAACUAAAUAAUUGCACUACACUACAGAAAUAAGUAUGUAUAUAACAAAGGUUUUCUGUCCAUUCCCUUUGAACUAGAGUUUAAUCUAUUCAAGCCCUCGAACUUAAACUCAUAACUUAAAGUUUGAUUUUCUUUUUAAAAAUUAGAGUUGAUGUGACACGUGGCAAUGAUACAAUCAUUUGAACUUUUUAAUCCGAACAAUUUAUGUUUUAGUCCCUA
Molecule: messenger RNA, 1752 nt
Organism: Gossypium raimondii (Peruvian cotton)
Lineage: Eukaryota; Viridiplantae; Streptophyta; Magnoliopsida; Malvales; Malvaceae
Exons: 10
Coding region: 227-1540 (437 amino acids)
Biological process (GO): post-translational protein targeting to endoplasmic reticulum membrane
Cellular component (GO): membrane; TRC complex
Molecular function (GO): protein binding; molecular adaptor activity
Source: RefSeq, a predicted model, not a curated record